Messenger RNA from Raphanus sativus (radish), 2126 nucleotides. RefSeq names its product transcription factor MYC3. Gene Ontology annotation, cellular component: nucleus. The coding region runs from base 154 to 1854 and encodes 566 amino acids. Lineage: Eukaryota; Viridiplantae; Streptophyta; Magnoliopsida; Brassicales; Brassicaceae. Gene Ontology annotation, molecular function: protein dimerization activity; DNA-binding transcription factor activity; transcription cis-regulatory region binding. Gene Ontology annotation, biological process: regulation of DNA-templated transcription. The record is from RefSeq and is a predicted model, not a curated record. The transcript has a single exon.
CUUGAUAAUGUAAAAAAAAACAAGUCAUACUUUCCUUUGUUCUCUAUCUCUCUUCUCCUCCUCUUCUAUCUUCUUUUCCAGAUCUUCAUCUCUCCCGUGAACCUCAGAAAAAAAAAAGAACACGUAAGCUCUCUUCCUCUGUGCGGUUUUCAGAUGGAUGAUCAUCGAAGCCGUGUCUCUCUCUCUCCACCUGAUCCUCACAUGAGCAACUACUUCCUCAACCAGACAACACCCCCCGCCGACAACGAUAACGCCGUGGAAGCUUUCAUCGGAACGAAUCACUGGUCACAACAAACUCAACCUCCUCCUCCUCAGACACUGUCUCAGUUCAACGAAGACACUCUCCAGCAACGUCUCCAGACGCUGAUCGAGUCCGCGGGGGAGAGAUGGACGUACGCGAUCUUCUGGCAGAUCUCGCACGAGUUCGACUCUCCCACCGGAGAGAACACGGUGAUCCUCGGGUGGGGGGAUGGGUACUACAGAGGAGAGGAAGACAAAGAGAAGAAGAAGAAACAGAGCUUGUCUUCGAAUCCGGCGGAGCAGGAGCAUCGGAAGAGAGUGAUCCGGGAGCUUAACUCGUUAAUCGCCGGCGGAGGCGGAGCCGGAGUCUCCGACGAGGCCAACGACGAGGAGGUCACGGAUACGGAGUGGUUCUUCUUGGUAUCGAUGACGCAGAGCUUCGUGAACGGCGUCGGGCUCCCCGGGGAGUCUUUUUUGAACUCCCGCGUGAUUUGGUUAUCCGGGUCGGGCGCGUUGACCGGGUCGGGUUGCGAGCGGGCGAGGCAAGGGGAGGUUUACGGGCUGCAGACGAUUGUGUGUAUCGCUGCGGAAAACGGCGUCGUUGAGCUCGGUUCUUCGGAAGUGAUAAGUCAGAGCUCAGAUCUGAUGGAUAAAGUCAACGGUCUCUUCAACGGUAACGGUAACGGGGAAGCUUCUUCUUGGGGGUUUAAUCUCAAUCCCGAUCAAGGAGAGAACGAUCCGGCUUUGUGGCUAUCUGAACCGAACGUAACCGGAAUCGAACCGGUGGUUCAGGAAACGCCGCAGCCGGGGGCGAUUGAAAACGCGGCGGGAGAUUUGAACUUCUCGAGCUCGGGGUUGAAUCAGAGCGGGAACUUUAAGCAAGGGUCGUCGAGCAGCAAGAAGAGAUCUCCGGUUGUUUCGAAAGACGAAGAGAUGCUUUCUUUCACCACGGUGGUUCGGUCCGCGGCGAAGUCGGUGGACUCUGAUCAUUCCGACAUCGAGGCGUCGGUGGUUAAGGAGGCGAUCAUCGUCGAACCGGAGAAGAAACCGAGGAAACGCGGGAGGAAACCGGCUAACGGAAGAGAAGAGCCGUUGAACCACGUGGAAGCAGAGAGGCAGAGAAGGGAGAAGCUGAACCAGAGGUUCUACUCUUUGAGAGCUGUGGUUCCCAACGUUUCGAAAAUGGACAAGGCUUCUCUUCUCGGAGACGCCAUCUCGUACAUCAACGAGCUUAAGACGAAGCUGCAGCAAGCGGAGGCGGAUAAGGAAGAGGCUCAGAAGCAGCUAGAUGGGAUGGGGAAGGAAGGUGGCGGGUCGAGGAGGGCGAAAGAGCGAAAAUCGAAUCGAGAUUCGGGGAGUUCUGUGGAAAUGGAGAUUGAUGUGAAGAUCAUAGGUUGGGAUGUGAUGAUACGUGUACAAUGCGGCAAGAAGAAUCAUCCUGGUGCGAGGUUCAUGGAAGCGCUCAAGGAGUUGGAUUUGGAAGUGAAUCAUGCUAGCUUAUCUGUGGUGAAUGAUUUGAUGAUUCAACAAGCUACUGUGAAGAUGGGAAGCCAGUUUUUCAAUCAUGAUCAGCUCAAGGCUGCUUUGAUGUUGAAAGUUGGAGAAGACAUUUAAACAGCUUCAGCUCAAGAUGCAACUCUUGUGUUUCUUUGAUGCACCACCAACUUCAUGUUGUUAACAUUGUUGUUCAUUAGGAGAAACAGACCUGUUUUAGCUCUUAGUUUAGUGGGUUUCAUAAAUCUUAAAGCGAUAUCCAAGUUGGAGACCAGAGAGAUGUAGUAAUAUAAGAAAUCUUGUACUGUACUUGUUUGUAUAUGUAUGGAGUAAUAAGUGGGAUCAUUUCUGUUGAAGUGUAUUUGGUUCUGUGAAUGAAGGUUUUGUGUACA